Scedosporium apiospermum is the source of this 1143-nucleotide messenger RNA. RefSeq lists its product as uncharacterized. Gene Ontology annotation, cellular component: checkpoint clamp complex. The transcript is spliced from 5 exons. Gene Ontology annotation, biological process: cellular response to ionizing radiation; DNA replication checkpoint signaling; mitotic intra-S DNA damage checkpoint signaling. Lineage: Eukaryota; Fungi; Ascomycota; Sordariomycetes; Microascales; Microascaceae. Bases 1 to 1143 code for a protein of 380 amino acids. The record is from RefSeq and is a predicted model, not a curated record.
AUGCCUGUCCUCCUCUUCACGCUUAGCGAGGAGGGGGUGCUCGUCUCCAUUUUUAGAAAUCGGGGAGGCAGUGGAGGGGACAUCCCCGGUGCGGAGCGUCCUACGGCGAUUGAUAGGUGUGAUGUUGCAAUUGAUGAUGGGGUCAAUGUUGAGAGUCGGUUCAUCGUGAAGAUUACGUUUCGCAAUGGAUGUACUUCUACACAUAAGUUACCAUUUGCGAGCAAUCCUCCCGUUCACGCCAAGUUUAACGCGGAGCAGGCAAUUCACCAUUGGACCAUCCCAUCGAGGACGCUGCGGGGUGUGAUGGACCACUUUGGGCCUGGAGCUGAGCUACUUGAUAUUAACUCGGAGGGAGAAUUCAUCAACUUUCUCGGGUAUACAGAGAAGGCUGUAGACUUGAAUACUGCAUGCAAGCCUCUCCGAACCUCCAUCGCGAUGGAACUCGACGAGUUCGAGGACGUCGAAGUAGAAGACGAACUCCACAUCAUCGUCCCCGUCAGAGACUUCCGAGCCAUAGUCCAGCACGCAGUGACAGCCGGCAACGAGCUCUCAACCAGGUACUCCACGCCCGGCCAGCCCAUCAAAAUCUGGUACCACGGCGACGCCAUGUACUGCGACUUCCUCCUCAUGACAGUCGGCGAGCGCGGCAACCCAGGCCAAAAGGUAAAGCGACAGGGCCGCGCCCGCGCCAAGGAGCCGACGACGAAACCGCUCGAGGCAGGCUCUAGAAGAGCCAGCGCGGCGCCGUCGGAGCCGCCUCCGGAGAGAGUUGUUGCCGCUCCAAACCCGACGCCGCAGCCGUCUGUGGCAAGGGCGAAUGUGCAACGGCGGUCGUAUUUCGAGAUGAGGCCUUCGCAGAUGCCGCCGCCGAGUAGGAUUAUGUCGGAUAGUCUGUUUGUUGGACAGCAGGAUGAGGAGGAUGAGUGGGAGCCGGUGAGGGAUGAGGAAGAUGAGGAGGAUGCGCGGUUGGAGUGGGAUGGGACGGAUAGACAGGAGUUCUCGACGAAUGAUACAGGUGGUGGAGGGAACGGCGCUGCGGACCAAGCUCCGGCAAGUACGGAGCCGGGAUCGAGUCUGGAGCCGACGCAACGGUUGUCUGAUGCGAGAAGACUCGGAUUGUUUUACGAUGGGCCGUCUUAUUAA